Tarenaya hassleriana is the source of this 1212-nucleotide messenger RNA. RefSeq names its product tetraspanin-20. NCBI's taxonomy places the organism in Eukaryota, Viridiplantae, Streptophyta, Magnoliopsida, Brassicales, Cleomaceae. The record is from RefSeq and is a predicted model, not a curated record. Gene Ontology annotation, cellular component: membrane. The coding region runs from base 180 to 995 and encodes 271 amino acids. The transcript is spliced from 6 exons.
CGCAGCGAUCGUGCCAAAAGAAAACACAAAGGCGACACCUUUACAGGUCGAACUUAGAAAAAAAAGCUUCGGAUUCCUCAUCCGUGGAGGACAUCUCUCUCUCGAAUUCUGUUUCCCCUCACUAAUAUUCAAAUCUUGGAUCAGUGGGUUCUUUUUCGCAGAGAUCGGGAUCUCGAAAGAUGCGGCGAAAUUGCUGCCAUGUCUCGUUCGCUUCCCUUCUCAAAAUCCUCAAUUUCGUGCAAGCGUUCUUCGGCGUGUCGAUCAUAAUCUACUCGGUAUGGAUGCUCGAUCAAUGGAACCGUCGUGUCCCCGUGGAUCCUCCUCCUCCAUCGGCUUCUUCUCCGGAUUCAUCCCCUUCGUUCUCGAAUUAUGAUCUCGGCAAUCUCGUGUCGGGUUUCGUUUUCGGGUCGGGUGACGGUCCCGGGUUCAAUCUCCAUUCGAUGGACCUCCCUGCUCCAUGGUUCAUCUAUUCUUUUAUGGGGGUUGGCAUUUUGGUCUGCAUCGUCACUGUCAUCGGUUUCAUCGCAGCUGAAGCUAUCAAUGGCUGUUGCUUGUGCUUUUACUCUAUCCUAAAAACUGUGCUCAUUCUACUUGAAGCGGCCCUUGUUGGGUUCAUAGCCAUUGAUCGUCACUGGGAAAAGGAUCUUCCUAAUGAUCCAACUGGAGAACUCGACAGUCUUCGAGCUUUCAUCGAGGAAAACAUCGAUGUAUGCAAAUGGGUCGGGAUUGCUGUGGUGGCGGUCCAGUUACUGUCAUUGCUACUAGCGAUGGUCCUUAGAGCAAUGGUUUCAACCCGAACUUCUGAGCUCGAUGAAGAGGAAGAAGACUACGAGAACCCAGGGAGAAGAGCGUGGGACCCUCUUCUCGGCUCACAGGCAAACCAGGCGUCUGCUGGGACGAGCAAGAUCGACAACUGGAGCUCCCGGAUGAGAGAAAAGUAUGGACUGAACAACGGCCUGAGCCAGAGUCCAUCCAUGAAUGCCAAAGCCAAGUAGACAACAGAAAAAUGGUCAGAGCUUCCGCGUCCAUCUAUAUAUAUACGUAUCUGCGUUUUGGUCCAUCAAUAUGGUGACUUUGGUCUCUUGUGUCUUACUCUUUGUAAGUUUGGGGUGUGCAUAAGAAGUUUACACAGAUGUAUGUUUAUCUCCUAAUCCCUCUCUCUCUCUUUGUGUUCUGUUCUGAAACUCUGUUUAAGACAGCAGCCUUUGCCUC